Messenger RNA from Colletotrichum spaethianum, 1251 nucleotides. Its product is annotated as putative magnesium transporter NIPA7. NCBI's taxonomy places the organism in Eukaryota, Fungi, Ascomycota, Sordariomycetes, Glomerellales, Glomerellaceae. Gene Ontology annotation, biological process: magnesium ion transport. The transcript is spliced from 7 exons. The coding region runs from base 1 to 1251 and encodes 416 amino acids. The record is from RefSeq and is a predicted model, not a curated record. Gene Ontology annotation, molecular function: magnesium ion transmembrane transporter activity. Gene Ontology annotation, cellular component: membrane.
AUGAUGCUAGACGAGAAAUACAUUGGCCUCGGCCUCGCCAUGGCAUCCAGUUUGGCCAUCGGUAUCAGUUUCGUUGUCACGAAAAAGGGUCUCAUGCAAGCAGAAGAACGCCAUGGUUUCGAAGGUGACGGCUAUGUAUACCUCAAGAGCCCGGUGUGGUGGGCUGGUAUUUCGACCUUGGUCCUUGGAGAAGUCUGCAACUUCGCCGCGUAUGCAUUUGCGCCCGCCAUUCUCGUCACUCCUCUGGGAGCCUUAUCUGUCCUGAUCGGGGCUGUUCUGGGAUCAUAUUUCUUGAAGGAAGAGCUCGGCGUCCUGGGCCGCCUGGGGAGUGCAAUCUGUCUCAUCGGCGCCGUCAUUAUUGUUCUUCACGCGCCCCCAGAUGAAGACAUUCAGACCAUCGACCAGAUCCUGCAUUACGCCAUCCAGCCGGGCUUCUUACUUUACGCAUUUGUCGUCACUGCCUUCGCCGUUUUUAUGAUCUACAAGGUUGCGCCGGUUCACGGACGGAAGAAUCCCAUUAUCUACCUCUCCAUCUGCUCGACGGUCGGCUCAAUUUCGGUCAUGUCUGUCAAGGCUUUCGGAAUCGCACUCAAGCUUACCUUCGCCGGAAACAACCAGUUCAGCCACCCCUCGACUUACGUCUUUAUGAUCCUGACGACCGUUUGCAUCCUGACGCAAAUGAACUACUUUAAUAAGGCACUUGCUCAGUUCCCCACAAACAUGGUGCGCGUACCGGACUACGCUAACAAGAGAUCACGUAGUGUCAACCCUCUCUACUACGUAACCUUCACGACAGCAACCCUUUGUGCCUCCUUCAUUUUGUUUGGCGGCUUCAACACCACCGAUACGGUCAACACGAUAUCCCUUCUCUGUGGCUUCCUUGUUACCUUCACCGGUGUCUACCUGUUGAACCUCUCGAGAUCCGAUCCGAACGGACACAAGCUGAUUGCCGGCCGUGGUGGCGACGAUGCUACCGGCACGGACAUGAUCUCAACGAUCCAAACCCGCCUGAGCAUGCAGGCCCGCAGAAGCCAAGACCCCCACCGAUUGAGCAUUGGUAGCCGUCAUGGCGAUACAACUGGCUUGAUGAGGGCCUACGACGAGGAGGCUGGUGCCGAGUUUGGUCUUACUGAUCUGGCUGAGGAAAGCGACGACGACAAUGACCAGCGCAGAGCGAACGGAUCUGCCAACGGCCACUCGAAAUCAUACAAUGAGACAAUCGAGCUCCAGAACCAGAGGUCCGACAGAUGA